AAAAGUGAGCUUAAUGGGCAAAGUUAAAUGUAACGGGAUUUAUCAUACCUAAGACUUGUUCUUCACAAAAAAGAGGCUGAAAUAGAGGAUCGAUCGCCCUUUUCCAGGUUACUUGAAGAGCUAGGGUUUUGCAAUCAAGUUUGAUGAACAGAAACAAUCACGACAUGGGAGAGCGUCGGUUACUUGCAGGUCAUGGGAGAAACAGAGUUACUUACGAGCACAGCUAAGGAAGCUGUUCGGUUACUUGCAGGUCUCAGCAACGUCGACUUGUAGAAGGGUGAAGGGAGUUCGGAUAGCCAUGGGAGAGCUUCAUCAGCAUUUUUUGUUCUUCAAUGGGAGAAAAGCUGAAGAUGAGAGCCUGAUAAUUGUGAACCAAUUGAUUCACCACUUAACUCACCCUAUUUAUAUGGAACAUGAUGGUGAUCUCAAUGAAGCUGUUAAUGCACAUUUUAGCUCAGGAGAUAGAAACACAACACAAAGGGCACCUGUUGCGGCAUCUCAAAAUGAUUUCAUGGAAAUAGAUGAUCCAAUUGGACUUGAAGCUCGAGAACCUCUUUUACCAUUUCUAUCUUCUGGUAGAAACUUGAACCCAUUCUCAAUUCUUGACCCCAAUUUUGGUAGAAAUUUUUUUGAAGGGAGGGGUGCUUCCGAGUUCUCCAGCCGUGCACCAUUUGUUUCCCAUCCAAGAGAGGUUCGGGAGAUCCCAAUAGAGGUCAAGGAUGGAAAUGACCAGCCUGGUCAUUCUGGAUCUGCUCCUACUAUCGAAGAUGUCACUGGAACUGCAUAUGCGCCUGGUCCUGAAACCCACGGACGUGUCAUAAUUGAUGAUGAAGAGGAUGAAGUUAUUCCAAUUGACCCCCCUGCACAUGCUGCAGGUCUGAAUGAAAGAGAAACUAGCUUGUCAGGUAACAGUCUUAAUCAGGCACAUGUCGCAAGUGCUCCUGAUUUAGACAGUGACUGGGGUAAUGAUAUAGAAGAAGAGAUGGUGCGAGCUGCCAUCGAAGCUUCAAAGCGAGAGGCUGAAGAGGGGUAUCCAAAUCGGCAAUUUGGUAUUGCUAAUGAAUCAUCAAGUCCUGGAAUACAACAAGAAGGGCAAUCUCAGUUAGAGGAUACUGAGCUUGCACAUGCAGUUUCAUUGUCAUUGAGGACGGCAGAGCAAGAGAAGGCACGCCGUGAGCAGGGUGUGUUAGUUGGAGCUGCUCAACAGCAAGCUUUUAGCCUAUCUGAUGUGGAGUUGGGAAAACUACCAUCAGCAAAUGAAAGGCAAGGAUUUGGUUCUUUGGGCAAGGGAGCUUCAAGUCAAGUUAAGUUGGAGGCCGGAAGCUCAUCUGUGCAGGAUGAAGCUGAGGAUGUAGACGAGCAGCCAUUGGUGAGGCACAGGUCUAGACGAGUUUCUUUUGGAUCUAUGGAGUCUGCAAAAGAUGUUGGAGAAAUGACAGACAGCCCCCCGUCAAGUCCUAGACCUCAUGAUGUUGGUACUGAUCAGCAGCGCAACAGGGACAACUUCCCCUCUGAUGAAUGGGGAGGCAUUUCUUCGGAGGAACAUGAUGAAGCAGUUAUGCUCGAAGCUGCACUUUUUGGUCGAAUUCCUGAAGGAACUGCAUAUCGCUUUGAUGUGGGUUCCUUUCCUUUUCGAACACCACGUCCUCCUUCUCCCACUCUAGCAGCUCAACGGCUACUGCGAGAACAGCAGGAUGAUGAGUAUCUUGCUUCACUACAAGCUGAUAGAGAAAAAGAAUUGAAGGCCAGGGAGGAAGCUGAAGCUCGUCGCUUAGAAGAGGAAGCUGCUAGAGAAGCUGCCCUUGAAGAAGAGAGACGCAAAGAGGAAGCAGCUCGCAUGAAAUUGCUAGAAGAAGAGGAGUUUGAGAGACAGCUAGCUGCAAAAGAAGCUUCUCUUCCUCAGGAACCUGCUUCAGAUGAUGAAAAUUCUGUAACUCUUCUUGUUCGGAUGCCAGAUGGUAGCCGCCAUGGCCGUCGCUUUCUAAAGUCAGACAAGCUGCAGUCACUCUUUGACUUCAUCGAUGUGGGUAGGGGUGUUAAACCUGGUACCUACAAAUUGGUGAGGCCAUAUCCUCGGCGGGCUUUCAGUGAUGGUGAGAGUGGGUUAUCUCUGGGAGAACUGGGUCUAACCAGCAAGCAAGAAGCCUUAUUUAUAGAGUUGAAUUAGGAAAUGCCAUUUCCUUAUGCGAAAGGAAAAAAAGGGGGAGGGGGUUGGGGUGGGCAAAAAAGAGAUUUGAAUUAGUUCUGUGAAAUGAUAGAACAUGCAUGGCGUGUUGAUAUCAGCUGCUGGUUAUAUAGUUGCAAUCAGUUCGAAUGCGAGAACUUAAGACUGCUUCGUCGGUAGCUGAAAAAUAUUGAACUUUGUUCCAGCAACCCCAGCUAUUCUGAUGCAUUCUGGUUUGUGAGCAGGAUGAUCGUUACAAUUCCGUGGUGUUUGAUUGGUUGAUGGAUUUGUAUAUGCACAAAAAUAUUUAUUAUUAUUUCUUCGUUUCAUUUGAAACUUAA
Messenger RNA from Macadamia integrifolia, 2505 nucleotides. Its product is annotated as plant UBX domain-containing protein 8-like. The transcript has 11 exons. Gene Ontology annotation, molecular function: ubiquitin binding. Bases 299 to 2167 code for a protein of 622 amino acids. The record is from RefSeq and is a predicted model, not a curated record. NCBI's taxonomy places the organism in Eukaryota, Viridiplantae, Streptophyta, Magnoliopsida, Proteales, Proteaceae.